This is a messenger RNA of Funneliformis caledonium, 1287 nucleotides long. Lineage: Eukaryota; Fungi; Glomeromycota; Glomeromycetes; Glomerales; Glomeraceae. The record is from the annotation of a GenBank genome assembly.
AUGAAUUCUUAUCCAUACUUUACACUUCAACAAAAACUUGAAAAUAUUGAUAGUUCUUUGAAAGAAACCAUUCAGCAUUAUAUUCGACUCAUCAUUGACUCGCACUCAACUCAAAACAAUGAUAUUAUCAAGUCUAACACGUCAUACGCGUUACAACUUCGUGAAUCUGAAAUAAAAACCAGGCAACUUCAGGCUGAAUAUAUAGAACUAAGAGUGACGGUUGCGCAAUUAAGAGCAAAAAUUGAAAAAUUGAAACACAAAAAAGCAAGCACGAAUGAUAACUUCAAAGAAAGUGUUAAAUCUGCAAGCGAUAAAAUUAUCGCUUUGGUCCAACAAUUACAAGGUGCUGCAGAUUCUUUAAGCACCAUUGUGGAUCCCGAAUCAACUCGAGGAUCCAGUUUCAUUUCUGAUGUUUCAUCAAUAUUAGGUUCUUCAAUUGAUCUGACAAAUGGAGGUCUGGGUGUCGCAAGCGGAAGCCAGUACUCCGAAUUGAUGAGCAACAUGGACAUUACUUUGGACAUUCUUCCGCAUAAGAAAAAGCCGGUUAAUUUGUUGGCCGUUUAUCGAAAGAAACCGAAAGCUUUAGUUUCGAUCAACGAAUUUAACGAAGAGCAAAAAUAUCAAAGAACUUCAGCUUUUGCAUCAAGUUCACAUAAACCUGAACUGGUUGAAGAAGAACCUUUGCAAUUAGAAAUUGCAGAUACCGAUCAUAAAUUCCAGAGGGUUCAAGCAAAGAUUCCCCAAAAAUUAAAACUCACCACAUUUGCAAAAACAGAAUCGACUUCCAAGCAAAAACUCGAUGAGACUAACUAUGCAUCACAACGAGACCAAGUUCCUCAAUAUCGCGUUGAAAAUUUAUCGAUGGAUAUUGUUAUUGACCAGGUGGAACAAGAAAGUAAAUAUUCAGAGCGUACACGUGGGGAUGUCGUUGACGGAACAACUUCGUCCGCGUUUCAACAACAAGCACCUAUCAUAGCUUCGUCCUUGAUGACUACGAAUAACGAACAUUCUCUUGUGCCAAUGACCGUAGCUAUUACACCUUUUCAAAAAGAAUCAUAUGAGCCUGACAACUCUCAAAAAGCUGAAGAGAGUUUACAAAAUAUAGGAGUAUCAGAAAAAUACAAAAAAAAGCGUAUAAGAGAACCUGAAUGGAUGUUCGAGAUGAAUGAGGGAGAAUCUCGGGGACGAAAGAGAUUUCAAGUAAAUUACGCAGAGCCAAACCUUCGCAGCAAAUUACGUAGGGGAGAUCCACAUACCUACACCUUAGAGACAGAUUCUCGAAAAUAG